AAUCACAAGCCACUCCAUUAAGAAUGUGUUAGUAAAUACAAACAUAACCAUAAGUGAAACAAAAUGUAGUAUCAAAGAUUCAAAUAGGGACUUUGACUGGUUAAAAUAUAAUCAGUAAUAUCUUGAUUUACUAAUACGUCUAGUCAUAAACCAAUUUCAGAUAUCUGGAAUCCAACUGUGAUGAAACCAAUUUUCAUGUUAAAACUGUCUUCCAUUCCAUGUAUGAGACAUCAUCAUACAUCACCAAUGAUGUCACAUAUUCCUUUGAUAUUUGACAUACAUCAUUCAGAAUUUUCUGCAUUCUGCUAGUAUUGUUUCACUCUGACACUUUGCUUCGUUUCUAAACAGCAAGGAAAGUUGUUCACAAUUUUUAAGCUUUAGACAGCAAGAACAGUUUCAAAAUGUUCAAGUUUUUCAAGAGACCGCAGGAAUCUGCCUCUACUGAUCUUGAAGAAAUGCGCAAAAGGAAUAAUGAGGCAAUCCAAGAACUCUUGGAAAAGAACCAAAGGCUUGAAAAAAAGAGAGAUUUCCGAAAUCCUAAAAAAGUGAUGAAAGCUGAGCUGGAGUUGAGUAAAGAAUGUGAAAGACGGAUUAUGAAGUUGAAUCUGGAAGCUGAGAAAUGGAAUGCAAAGGAAGAAAAGCUGAUGUGUUUAGACCGAAGGAGGAAUGAACUUUUCCGGACUUUGGAAAGAACGAAUGAACAACUAAUUGAGAAACCUGUGUUAAAGUCUUACUUAAGCGGGGCUAAAGAACAGCAGAAAAGCCUCAAACGUCUUAACACUAGGUUAGAAAAUCAUGUUAACAUCUUGACAGAGCAACUUUCAUAUCAAACUAAAGUGUUUGAUAAGUACACAAAGUCUGCAGACAGUAACAAAAAGUUGAUGAGGAUUCAAGAAAGCUGCAUAACAGACAUUAUGGACAAGUUGAAGAUAUUCAACUUGGCAGCUUUGCAUGACAAAAACAUGGCAAAAGAUGAAAACCUGGAUCAAUUAGACAAAAGGAACAACAGUCUUUUGCAAAAGCUUGAAAGUUUGAAACAACAACUAGUCGAUGUGCCUAUCAUGAGAUACCACUACAGGUGUGCAAAAAAAGAGUGCCAAAGGCUCACACAACUGAACCCUAAGUUAGAAAAACUGGUUCGGGACCUGUCAGACGAACUGUCAUGUCAAACUGCACUGGAACGUGAUUACAAAGAGGCAGCAGAUAUGAUCGAAGAGCUGGAGGCGACCAAACAAAAUUACCUAUACAAAAUAGAGGAUUUAAAAUCAACAAUGAAACUUGGGAUCAAAUCAAAGAAAAGGGACAACAUAGCAAAACGCUUAAGUUCCCUUAAACUUAAACUCAAUGAUCUCAAGAAGGAAUUUGUUUCUUGCCAACUAGACAUUGAGAACAUUCUUGGAAAUAUUCAGUCUAUUAAUGCUGUGAUUACAAAAGAUAAAAUUUGUCCAGCAGAAGAUCAGACGUUUACCAUAGUGUGUUCUAAUUUAACAGGUGAUUUGAAACAAGUUUCGGUGGAUCCAGUAUUAUCUGAAGGGGAAUGUGUGCCUCCUACUCGAGAAAGCCAGGAACAAACGGAUUUUUCAGAGUCAAAGGAUGAGGCAAGUGAUAAGGAGUUGGAAGACAGCUCUUUAGAAGAAACGACAACUGAAGAUGACUUAUCAGGUUUAAACAACACAACUGUGAAAGAGUCAGACCCUGAAGACCACCAAAGGCUAAGAGAAAACGAGAAACAAGAUGAUGUUUCAGAGUCGGAGAACGAGACAAGUGACGAAGAGUCAGAAGACAGUUCUUCGGAAGAUACAAUGUCUGAAGAAGACUUAACAGAAUCAUACAGCACAGCUAGAAAUGAGUCAUUUCCUCAAGACAUCCAAAUGGAAAGAGAAAGCGAGAAAGAAGAGAAGCUUUCAGAAUCGGAGGAUGAAACGAGUGAUGAAGAGUUCGAAGACACAACAUCUGAAGACGACUCAACAGAUUUGUGCGACACACCUGUGAAAGACUCAGACACUCAAGACCUCCAAGGGCGGAGAGGAAACAAGACACAAGACUUUUCAGAGUCAGUGGACAAAGCAAGUGACAAAGAAUUAGAAGACAGGACAAUGGAAAACACAACGUCUGAAGAUGACUUAACAGAAUCAUACAGCACAGCUAGAAAUGAGUCAUUUCCUCAAGACAUCCAAAGGCAAAGAGAAAGCGAGAAACAAGAGAAGCUUUCAGAAUCGGAGGAUGAAACGAGUGAUGAAGAGUUUGAAGACUCAACAUCUGAGGACGACUCAACAGAUUUAUGCAACACACCUGUGAAAGACUCAGACACUCAAGACCUCCAAGGGCUGAGAGGAAACAAGACACAAGACUUUUCAGAGUCAGUGGACAAAGCAAGUUACAAAGAAUUAGAAGACAGGACAAUGGAAAACACAUCUGAAGAUGACUUAACAGAAUCAUGGAAUGCAACUGUGAAAAACUCAGACCCUCAAAACCUGCAAGGGCAGAGAGAAAAUGAGAAGCAGUUAGGUUUUUCAGAGUCAGUGGACAAGAUGUGUGAAAAAGAGUUUGAAGACAGAACUCUGGAAAAUACAACAUCUCAAGAUAAUUCACACAACCCAACUGUGACAGAGUCAAACCUUCCAGACCGCCAUGGUCUGAGAGGAAAUGGGAAACAAGAAGACUUUUCAGAGUCACAGGACAAGAUGUGUAAUAAAGAGAUAAAAUAUAGGACUUUGGAAAACACAACUUCUGAAGAUAACUUAAAUUCAUACAACACAACUGUGAAAAAGUCAGAGUGUCCAGACCUUUCAACCCUGAGAGGAAAUGAGAAACAAGAGGAUUUUUCAGAGUCGGUUGAUAAGAUACAUGAUAAAGAGUUAGAAGACAGGACUUUGGAAGAAACAAGAUAUGAAGAUGACUUAACAGAUUCACACAACACAACUGUUAAAGAGUCAGACUCUUCAGACCUCCAAAGGCUGGAAAUGAAAGGGAAACAGGAGGACUUCGCAAAGUCAGAGGACAAGACAAGUGACAAAGAGCUAAAGGAAAGUCCUUUGGAAGACAUGAUGUCUGAAGACAACUUAACAGAUUCACUCACAAGUUUGAAAGAGUCAGACUGAUAAGACUUCCAAAGGCUGAGAAACAGAUGGUGGGCAGCGCAUGUAAAAACCAGAACCAAGCCAGAGAAACGAUCUGGAGAGAGACUGGAUCAGAUGAACUCUAGCGCUUGAGGGCACUGGCCUGGACUUGGUUUACUACCUGCUUUCAGCAACACCUUGACACACUCCACUUGACCUUUAACACACGCUAUGUGA
Gambusia affinis (western mosquitofish) is the source of this 3296-nucleotide messenger RNA. Its product is annotated as myb-like protein X. The transcript has 2 exons. Bases 402 to 3101 code for a protein of 899 amino acids. NCBI's taxonomy places the organism in Eukaryota, Metazoa, Chordata, Actinopteri, Cyprinodontiformes, Poeciliidae. The record is from RefSeq and is a predicted model, not a curated record.